AUGCCUCCCACCGACAUCCCCACCUCUCUACCCCCCAUGAAAGACCUCACAACCGAAAACCUCACCGACAACGUACACCUAGUAAACAGCCAAUGCACUGAUCCCCGCCUCCGCUACCUCCUCGAACGCAUAGUCACCCACCUCCACACAUUCUGCCUCGAAACCCGCCUCAGCACCGAAGAAUGGAACACGGGAAUCCAAUUCCUCACGCAAAUCGGCCAGAUAAGCGACGACCUCCGGCACGAGAUGAUUCUCCUCUCCGACACACUCGGCGUCUCAUCCCUCGUCGACGCAAUCAAUCACCCACGCCAACCACCAGCCACAGAGGGGACAGUUCUCGGCCCCUUCCACACCCAUGAUGCAGAGGAUAUGGACCACGGUGCAGUAUUGCACAGCGACCCCGACGCAACCCGCCUCCUCGUCCUCUGCACAAUCAAAGACUCCGCCGGAAACCCGGUCCCGGACGUAAAGGUCGAUGUAUGGGAGGGUGACUCGAAGGGGUUCUACGAUGUGCAGAAUCCCGGGCGAACGGGGCCGGAUGGGCGUGGUGUGUUGAGGUCUGAUAAGAAGGGCGAGUUCUUCUUCCAAGCGAUUGUGCCCGUGCCGUAUCCGAUUCCCAUGGAUGGGCCUGUUGGGAGGAUGUUGAAGGCUCUUGGGAGGCAUCCGAAUCGGCCGGGGCAUGUGCAUUUUAUGCUUGAUAAGGAGGGGUUUGAUCUUUUAAUUACCGCGUUGUAUCCACGCGGUGACCCGUAUGAGACAUCGGAUCCCGUAUUCGGUGUCAAGGAAUCGCUCGUGGUCGAUCUGUCGACGGUCGAAGACGAAGAGAUGGCGACAAAGUACGGCGUCAAGCUCGGGACAAAGCUGCUGACGUACGACUUUGUGCUGCUGAGCGACCAGGAGGCGCGCGAGCUGCGAAAGAAGAACGCGAUCGAGGCGAUGCAGAAGCAGGGGCGCAAGGUUGUUUUCCACAAUGACUUGCCAAUUCCCGCGGAGAACAGCUGA
Molecule: messenger RNA, 1002 nt
Organism: Aspergillus calidoustus
Lineage: Eukaryota; Fungi; Ascomycota; Eurotiomycetes; Eurotiales; Aspergillaceae
Source: the annotation of a GenBank genome assembly